UGUGGUUACUAUGGGUAUUUUUUGAGGGCAGUUAUCCUUCACUAUUCAUUACUCUUUUAUAAACUUGCAAAGUACUAUAACUUGUAAAUUCAUUCAUUCAUUCUUUCUUUUUCUUUAACAUAUCAUGAAAUACCACAAACCCCUUCGAUGCUUGGAAAUAACGACAGAGCGCUGAACUUUGAACCGUGUGGCCGUACCUCAGUCUGUGGGCUGUAUGAAUAGCGCUGUCCUCGUGAUGGAGACACUGAGACACGAGGUUAGUUCUAGAAGGGAUACGCAUUGCGCUAUUGGGGGCGCUACUGGGCAUGCGCACAUUAACACGGCGUACUUUUUGUCACACUGUACAAUUUACUGUACUAUUAUUUUAUUAUUGUAAGGGGUAGUUUUUGGUUGGGGUAGGUGUAGACAUUAAUUAAAAAAAUACAAUCUAAUAGGUAGAAAAUUAAUUUAAUUGUUAAUUUAUUUUCGGAGCUGUAUCCCUUCUAGCCAUAACAGCAAUAAUACAGUUGCUCAGUAUGGUUUAAGGUCUAUAGUUCCGAUAUAGCAAAACUCAAUUGAACCAUAAGAAUUAUAUAAAAAAAGGCUAUAAUUACUAUAUAAUCUCUUUUAUUAUGAUUUAGCGUGUGUAUAUUAUUACCGCAUUGCAGAGAGCUUAAAGUAAAAAGGGGGUGAUAUAAUAUAUCAUUAUGAAGCAAUUACUUGGAAAACAUCCCGUCAGACCUGUAUUUUCCCUUUUAACCAACGGCUGGAUAUCGUAAGUAAUCUUGAGCUGCUCACCUGUAGUACAGGUAGAUGAGGCUCCGCCCCCCAAACGCAUUUCGCCAGAGUGCUUCUCACGCUCACAGAGCUCAACAUGUUCUUGAAGAAUGGACAGCUCAACACCACCACAUAAUGAACCACGCCAUACUACAGUGGGUGCUUCUUCUGGCAUUUGCUGAGCAAAUCCAUAGCCGUACUCUGCAUUUCACCAUCCCGGAGGAGCAAGAAGCAGGCGUUAAGAUCGGAAGCCUGAGCACGACCUACUUAGCUCCAUACCGGCUCCUCGAUGAAAGAUACAUCAGGGUGGAUGAGAGCACAGGGGAUCUGUUUACUAAAGAGCGCAUAGACAGAGAGACCUUGUGUCCAUCGCAUCAGGAUGGGGACUGUGUUUUUUCAGAUACAGCGGUCGUGAGCAUUGAUCAUGAAGUUGUGCCAAUACUAAUCCUUGUAGAUGAUAUUAAUGACAACGCUCCUGUUUUCGAGAGGAAUGUGAUUCCUCUGCACAUACCUGAAGAUGCAUCAAUCGGGACUGCUUUCCCACUGGAUGACCAAGCCCAGGAUAAGGAUACGGGCGAUAAUGGAGCGAUACGUUACUAUUUGGAAGACUCUGGUGGCUUUUUUAACAUCAGACAAGACAGGCAUGAACUCGAGCUGGUGGUACAAAGGCAACUGGACCGGGAAACUCGGGAAAACCACCUCUUGGUUCUUGUAGCAGCAGACGGAGGUUCAGUCCCACUCAGUGCGACAGCUAAUCUCAAUGUAACUGUAACCGACGUUGAUGACAACUGCCCAGAGUUUGACGCCGACAGUCCCACCGCAGCCAUUGUGCCUGCAUUAGGAGUCAAGGGCACUGUGGUGGCCCAGCUUAAAGCCACAGACAAAGACCUGGGCCAAAAUGCACAGAUCACAUUCUCCUUCAGCCGUCAGAUCUCCGACAGGGCCAAAGUGCUCUUUCACAUGCAUGGACACACAGGCCUGAUCAGCUUAGCUGUUGACACGCAGCUUGACAGUCCCGAGGAGCACACGUUGAAAGUCUUUGCGAAUAGCCCACUUUGCCCCCCUGCGCAAACUCAGGUAACCGUAUACAUGCAGCCAGCGAUGAGCCCAGAGCCGUCCCUAAAGAUCAAGUUUGUCGCAGAGCACAAAAACCGAGCGAUCGUGUUACAAGAAAACGAGCCCCCCACUGUCUUGGCCCUCUUGGAGCUGGAAGACACCUCUAAAGGUACUCUGUCCUUAGACAAAGACAGUGUGCCGUUUUCUUUGAAGCCGCAAGCAGGCAGCUAUUUGCUUUCAACAUCAAAACCCCUAGAUUUUGAGAUGUGCGGCGAGUAUGAGGUUACAGUUAUUAUUUCUGAUCCUCACGACACACGCCUACACAGAAGAGAAGUAAUCAAAGUGCUGGUUGAAGAUGUGAAUGAUAAUGCCCCGAAGUUUGAACAAGCGCGUUACGAAACGGACAUCAGGGAAAACAACGAGCCUGGAGCGUUUCUGCUGAGGGUCCAGGCCAGCGACGCUGACAGCCACCAGUUCGGCAAAGUAAGGUACAGGCUUACAAAUGGAGGACCUUUCACAAUUGACGAAGAGAGGGGUGUGAUAUCGGUGGUGGAGUCGUUGGAUAGAGAACUGCAGGAGACAUACGUCCUGACCGUUUUGGCCCGGGACGGCGGCGAACCGUCUCAGGAGGGCUUCGCUAAUGUGGUCGUAAAUAUACUGGAUCUGAAUGACAAUCCACCGGCUUUUCCUACUCCGCAUUUCUAUUUCUUCGUGUCUGAGAGCAUUCCGCAACUUUCCCAAGUUGGGAAAGUCUCAGUGAGUGAUAGUGAUAAAGGAGAGAACGGCCGGAUAGCGGAUGUGCGUAUUUUAAACGACGAGGUCCCUUUUGCCAUAGACCUGUUGCAGGGAUCGCUCCGCAGUAUUGGUGAAGUUGACCGCGAGAAGCAGGACCGCUAUGAGCUUCUGGUAGUGGCUGUAGACGGCGGCAGCCCGGUCCUUUCAGCUACAGCAAGAAUGACCAUUUUCAUUGAGGAUGUCAAUGAUAAUCAACCCCAGGUCCUUCUUCCCAGCAGCAACCUCUCCUGUCUGACCAUAUCCCCGGCUACUCGAGCAGGAAGCAUGAUAACAAAGAUUUACGCCAUCGAUGAGGACUCCGGAAUGAAUUCGGACAUCACUUACCAAAUUAUUGCAACUAAACCAGCUCUAGAGAGCCCUUUCCAGAUUGACCAGCAGUCCGGAAACAUUACUCUGGUCCAGCAUUUGCGUGGUGAGGACCACGGCAUGCACCACCUCUUCAUAGUGGUUCGCGACGGAGGAAGGCCAGGACCGCUGCAGACCGCCGUGUGGGUCAAUCUGCUGGUCAACGAGACACUGGAGAAAUGUCAAGUUAAUGCCGUUCCAGAUUAUUCUCCACCACGACUGCCUCCUCCAAUGCCCGUCAGAGAUCGCAGGUGUGAAUCAAAUGCCUGGCUUGUUUUUUAUUGUGGCCUGUGUCUGAUGGCCAUCUCAGUCUGCGUUCUCCUGGCUGUCGUAGUGGUGUUUAUGAAGCGCAGAAAAACCAAAAGGAAAGUCGAAAAAAAGAAUGUAUGGGAAACCGGGAAUCUCUGUGAAAUGAAACCUUUGAACUAAAGCGAAAGACUAAGCAGAUACACCAGAAAGAUGUUUGUGUAAAUAUUGCAAUUUUUUUUUUCCUUUUUAUUGUUUGCCCACAGAAUCAAAUAACAUUAACAGUAUCACUUCAUAUGUUGAUGUUACAGAAUGUACAAAACCUAAAAAUAGGAAGUAAAGAACUCAAAGGGGAGACCAUAUAAACCAGAAUUUGUCCGAUUUUUUUAUGUUUAUCGUCAGUAAGCUUCUAUCGUGGCAACCACGUAGCGAUCUGUGAUAUCCACAUUUUAAAAGGCGAGGCCUGUGAGUAACAAAAUGCUUUUUUAGCUAUACCAGGAUGAUAAUCAGAGCUAUAUUACGUAAAUGUGUUAAACAAAUUGUUCAAAUUAAGAUGCAGUAAAAGCAAAGCUAUGUAGCUUUAUCUUUUUUAGACUUAAAACACAGGCCUGUGGCAUUACACCUGUGGAUAAACAUCUUAAUAUGAUUCUUAAUUAGAUAUUAUCCUAUUAAAAAUGUAAAGCUGAGCUUAUGGAUCCCAAGAGAAGUCAUUUUCAUAUACAUAUCAUCACAUACAAUAGCCCAGUCAAUUUCUGAACCAGUAUCCUUCUCCCUUUAAGUCCCAGAAAGGCAGUAGUACAAUUACUAGACAAGAUGUUAAGAUAUUAAUCCCUGUAAGCAAAUUGGCUUCAAUAAAAAAUCUUCAAUCUCUGUUGUCUCAUAAAUAUAAUAUAACCUGCAAAUACCGUUCUUUGUCUAGCACUUUUUGUUAGUAUUGUAAUAGGAAUAUAUUUUAAUACUAUUAGUCUGGCCUAAUGUGUUAGAUACCUGCUUCCUUUUCCUGUGAUGUUUCUUAAUAAUAAAACUCUUAAAAUGUAAAAGAAAAAAAUUUCAGGAGACAUUUCCACGUUUAAUUCUCUGCAAGAAACGGUGUGGCAUUCGGUGAAAAGGAAUGAAAAUAUUUAUACAGGUGCAGGUUUGCAGAGAGAAAAAUACACUUGUUUGAUUUGUUCUCAUGUUUCUUCUGUAGUGAGCGGUCGUGUUGGUUUUACAAGCUUUUAUGGAUUAGUCUGAUGCACAAAACCUACAGUCGGUGCAAUCAUUUAGAGAUCAACAGCCUAACAGUCUUGCUGGAGUAUAUUGUCAAAAAAGAUUUUUUUUUUUUUUU
Puntigrus tetrazona (Sumatra barb) is the source of this 4525-nucleotide messenger RNA. RefSeq names its product protocadherin 20 (gene pcdh20l). The coding region runs from base 793 to 3381 and encodes 862 amino acids. Gene Ontology annotation, cellular component: plasma membrane. The transcript is spliced from 2 exons. Gene Ontology annotation, biological process: homophilic cell-cell adhesion. Gene Ontology annotation, molecular function: calcium ion binding. The record is from RefSeq and is a predicted model, not a curated record. Lineage: Eukaryota; Metazoa; Chordata; Actinopteri; Cypriniformes; Cyprinidae.